This is a messenger RNA of Penicillium lagena, 513 nucleotides long. RefSeq lists its product as uncharacterized. Lineage: Eukaryota; Fungi; Ascomycota; Eurotiomycetes; Eurotiales; Aspergillaceae. Bases 1 to 513 code for a protein of 170 amino acids. The record is from RefSeq and is a predicted model, not a curated record. The transcript has a single exon.
AUGGGAUCCUCAGUGAGCUUCGCAAAGGUACCAACUCCCCAUUACACUUCCACUAGCAGUACGUACUCAGGAAGAAGAACCACUGACACCACCGCCACGCAGACAAUCCUCAUCCCCGCCGUAAUCGCCCUAACAGUGUACCUCCUCUUCUCCUUCGUGAUCAUCCCUUACUUCUGGCGCUACCACCAACGCUACUCACAAUACCUCCCCCUCCACUCCAUCUCCGCGCACACGCUCUCCCUCCGCGACCGCAUCGCCGACGGCGUGAUGCGCUUCUUCUUGCCGGCCUCGUGGCGGGCCCGCGUAGCUGACGACCACGAGAAUAUCAGCAUCGACGACGAGGAAGGGGAGAUUAUGGUCGGGAUGAAUAUGAAUUCAGCACGGAGGGAGGCCCUCGAGCGGAGGCGCAGUACGGCGGCCGAGGCGGAGGGGCGGCUGAGUCGCGAUCUGGAGGAGGGCUUUAUGGAUGAUAGUGAUGACGAGGUGGAUUCGCGGUCAAAUGGGCGGCGGUGA